This is a messenger RNA of Epinephelus moara (kelp grouper), 1595 nucleotides long. RefSeq lists its product as uncharacterized. The transcript is spliced from 4 exons. NCBI's taxonomy places the organism in Eukaryota, Metazoa, Chordata, Actinopteri, Perciformes, Serranidae. Gene Ontology annotation, molecular function: DNA binding. The coding region runs from base 102 to 737 and encodes 211 amino acids. The record is from RefSeq and is a predicted model, not a curated record.
CCGGAGCUAUAUGACACUACGUGUCUACUCUACAGAGACCGCAACAAAAAGGAGCAGGCUUGGGUGAAAGCCGCCGAGGAGACUGAUCUACCUGUGGAACAAUGUCGAAAGAAGUGGAAGAGCCUCAGGGACACUUAUUUAAAGGAAAGGUGGAAGGAGACAGAAAAAAAGAGCGGGGCAGCGGCAGGGCCAGUGAAGAGGUGGAAGUACUCUGCGGUCCUUUCUUUCCUCGACCCCUUCAUAACCCCAAGGGAGACCAGCGGGAACAUGGGUCGGGGGUCGAGGAUAGGGCCGCAGGGUACAGAGAGUCGGAAGCAGGGCCAGUCGAGGACCGGGGAGACGCAGCAGGCCCCUCAGGGAUUGAGUCCGGAGACCACCCAGCACAAGACUCUCCCAGCAGCAGUGACACUGAAGCUGCUCCUGCUGCCUCUCCCGCUGAUGGCCCUGCUAAUGGCUCUUCUUCUGGCCUUGCCACUGCCCCUGCUGCUGCUGCUGCUGCUGCACGAGGGAGAGCACCCAACGUGACGAGGAGGGCCAGGAAGAGAGGGAGGGAGGACGGAGAGAUGCCCAGGCAGAGCCAAAUUGAGGAGCUGCUCCUGGAGGCCCUCAAGAGGCAAGCGCAACCAGGUCCACCUGCUCCCCCUGAUCCUCCUCGUCAACCUCCCUCAGAGGAUGAAAUGUUCCUCCUCAGCCUGGUUCCUUCCCUGCAGAGAUUGUCGCCCCAGCGGAAGGAGUAGGGAUGGGAAUUGAUAGGAUUUUAUUGAUGUCAAUGCCAUUAUCGAUUCUGCUUAUCAAUCCGAUUCUUUAUCGAUUCCCUUAUCGAUUCCUCCUGUGAAUUAAUGAUAUCACCUCCUGUUGUUUGAAACCAAAGACAUCUGCUUUCAUAACGUUUUAUUAUGAACCUUAAAGCCAUGGUCUAGUUCAGAAAGACGAUGAGAAAGAUUUGAAAAAAAGCACAAUCCCGGCCCACAGCCUGAGUGUGUCAACACCACACAGCUAGUGCAGCUAACUCAGGUGAGGCAGCUAACGCAGCUAGCCCAGCAUAUUAUAACAACAAAUGGCGUGCAAAUCAACUCAACUGCGGUGUUCCCAUGAAAUCCGACAACAGGAGCAGGGACGUGCCGAGGCUCCACAGCGGGCUAGCAGCUCCAGUGAGGCUAACAACAACAGCGUCCUGCCGCCGUGUACCUGGAGCGGGGAUGCGCGAGGCUCCACAGUGGGCUAGCAGCUUCAGGGAGGCUAUUAACAGCGUGAAGUGAAGCCACGGCUUUGACCGCUUCUGUCUCUCCGCCAUUACGUCCUCUUUGUUGUUGAACGUGCUGCUGACUGACGAGCAUAGAUUCGGCGUAAUGAAAAUAAUCGAUAAGGGAAUCGUUAAGCAUAAAGGCUAAUGAUGUCGAUGAAUUGAACCAGUAUGUGAAAUUUAACAUACACAAAUUAAUUUUUGAAGCCAGCCCUGUUAUGCUAAAUUUUGAACAAAGUGAGUAGCUUUUUAGCUAAUGGUGCAACAAUCUCUGCAGGGAACGAACCAGGCUUUUCAGUUUUUUAAAAAUAGGUGUCCCUGAGGCCUCCAUUUCAGAUUGUUAAUCACCCAA